Setaria italica (foxtail millet) is the source of this 1226-nucleotide messenger RNA. RefSeq lists its product as uncharacterized. Gene Ontology annotation, cellular component: outer kinetochore. The transcript is spliced from 9 exons. NCBI's taxonomy places the organism in Eukaryota, Viridiplantae, Streptophyta, Magnoliopsida, Poales, Poaceae. Gene Ontology annotation, biological process: chromosome segregation. The record is from RefSeq and is a predicted model, not a curated record. Bases 91 to 1038 code for a protein of 315 amino acids.
GAAAUAUUUGAACGAAGCAAACAGAAAUUCCCCAUUCCCCAAAUCCGAACCCGUCUCCGGCGAGCCCAUCCCUUCGCCGCCUCAGACGCAAUGGGAGCGGAGAUGGAGCGGUCCAUCUUGUCUCUGUGCGCGUCCCUCUCGUCGGUGCUCGACCACGCCGACUCCUCCUCCCGCGAGCUCGCCGACGUCGUCUCCCGCCGCCCCAUCCACCUCGAGUCGACGACGACCGCGUUCCUGCAGAAGCUGGACCGGCUGACGGAAGCGGCGAACGAGGACCUCGCGCACCUCGACUCCAUGACCUUCGGUGCUGUCUCCUUCGAGGAGCUCCUCGGCCACUGCGGCGAGGCGCUCAACGUCUACGCGCGCCACGCCGACGCCAUCGAGUCCCGCCUCGCCUCCUUCGGCUACGAGCCACCCAAGGUGGAGCCUGAGGUGGAUACGGAGGUGCAAGAUGGUGAUAUCGGGAAGCUUGGGGACCCUGCGAGUGGCUGCUUCGGUGUGUCCAGUUCAUUGCUGAGGUCCAGUAAGGGGCGGUUCCGCGAUGACGAAGACCCACUAUUUGGUGAGUCACUGAAGAGUCUUGGGUUUUCGGAUGCUUGUCUAGCCACUCUUUCCUCUGAAGUCACGGAUAAUGGUGAAAACCUAAAGGAGCUUUACAAAGAUCCUGAAAGUGCUGAUGAGGGUAAAAAGAUCAUGAAGGAAGCUGAACUUAUAGCUCCCCAAAGUAAAAGAGAUAAUCAAGGUAAUUCUUUCAAAGAAAUGAUAAGGGCAUCAAAGGAGGAGUAUGAGCAACUUCCUCCUUACAUGAAGAGUCUAGCAUCAUGGGAGGAAUUGCAGGAGGGAAUAUCCAAACUAAAUUCAUACUUCGGUAGUGACGAAGCCAAGGGAAGCGUUUCGUUGAAUCAAGAUGAUGUUGGAGCAAUAGGGUUGGGGCGCAAAGGAAGAGCCUGCUUGCUUAUGCUGCUCCGGCUGAAUCAAUUAACUAUGGAGGCAGUUGAUGGAUCUACCUUUUACACCCUACGCAAGAACAACUCGUAGUCUAUUUUUGGAACUCUGGGAGGUGCAUCGAAUUUGAAUAGUCGAUACUUGAUAGCCUGAUACUAAUAUAAGAGUGUUGUGUAUUAAGUUCUGGUUCAAAUCUUGUGUGUUGUUAAUGCAUACUCAAACUCAGUUGAAAAGGUGAAUUUGAUUGCACGAGCAGAAGCUCUUUGCUCGUGUUAUGUUUA